This is a messenger RNA of Beta vulgaris subsp. vulgaris (sugar beet), 3213 nucleotides long. RefSeq lists its product as uncharacterized. The record is from RefSeq and is a predicted model, not a curated record. The coding region runs from base 1 to 3213 and encodes 1070 amino acids. The transcript has 5 exons. NCBI's taxonomy places the organism in Eukaryota, Viridiplantae, Streptophyta, Magnoliopsida, Caryophyllales, Amaranthaceae.
AUGGAUGAUUCAGAUGUCCAAAAGAAAAGGUUACAGUGGAUGAAAUUUGAAAAUAGAUUUGAUGAUUUAUAUGUAAAUGGAGUUAAUGAGUUUCUUGACUAUGCUUUCAAUAAUUUGGCCUUAAGUAGUGACAUAGGAGAAGAGGAUAAAAAGGUACCUUGCCCUUGUAAUCGGUGCAACAAUAGUCGACAUAAAACAAGGGAAGAAAUCUAUAAUGAUUUGCUACUUAAUGGCAUUGUGCGAAGUUAUGUUCGUUGGAUUUAUCAUGGAGAAUAUAAACCCCCACUUAAAAGAAGUAGAAAUGAUUUAGGUGAAGGUAGUAGUGAUGAUAUAUUUAGGAUGAUCCAUGAAAGAUUUAGUCCUGGAGUCUCGAAUAAUGAUGUAGAUGAUGAUCUUGAUGAAGAGCAACAAUCAACCGAGGCCAGCCUUCCUAGGUACACUAAGGGUACGAAAGAGGCAAGGAUCUUUGAAAAUUUGAUGAGAGAUGCUCACAAAACCUUAUACCCUGGUUGUGACGAGUUCUCCAAAUUGUCAUUCAUCUUGAAAUUAUUUCAAAUCAAAUGCAUGGACGGCAUGACUAAUAAAGCUUUUACUAGUAUGCUUCAAAUGUUCAAGAGUGCUUUACCCAAAGGUGCUGAUGUGCCAUCGAAUUAUUAUGAAGCACGAAAGAUGAUAACUGAUCUCGGCUUCAACUAUGAGAAAAUAGAAGCAUGUGAACAUGACUGCAUGCUAUUUUGGAAGGAGAACGCUGAUUUAGAAAAAUGUUCCAUUUGUGGUACAAAUCGCAAUAGAUCUUGUCCGAAAGUCUUACGUUAUUUCCCACUAAAACCAAGGUUGCAAAGGUUGUUCAUGUCAUCCAAAACAUCGAAUGACAUGAGAUGGCAUUUUGAUAAACGUGAAGAUGAUGGAGUCCUGAAGCACCCCGCCGACAGUGAGGCAUGGAAGCAUUUUGAUAAAGAACAUACUAUGUUUGCUUCGGACUCUCGUAAUGUAAGGUUGGGUUUAGCUAGUGAUGGGUUCAAUCCAUUUGGUGGGCUUAGAAGUGACUAUAGUAUAUGGCCUGUAGUUCUUGUUAUGUGUAACUUGCCUCCAUGGAUGUGUAUGAAACAGCCGUACAGUAUACUAUCUUUGUUGAUUCCCGGAAAAAGUGGGCCAGGCAAUAACAUUGAUGUGUACUUGCAACCAUUAAUUGAGGAGCUAAAGGAGUUGUGGGAAACGGGCGCUAUGACUUAUGAUGCUUCUCAGAAUUCAUAUUUUCAUAUGCAUGCUGCAUUAUUGUGGACUAUCAACGAUUUUCCAGCAUAUGCUAACUUGUCAGGAUGGUCUACCAAGGGUUAUAAGGCAUGUCCUCGUUGUAUGAAUGAAACUAGCUCCAUUAGAUUACCAAAUCAAGGAUCAUGUUGUUAUAUGGAUACUCGUCGCUUUCUUCCAACAGACCAUAAAUGGAGAUUUAGUAAAUCUUUUAAUGGGAAAAUAGAAACAAGGGGUCCUCCUAAAAAGACAUCUGGAACUGAUAUUUUAACUCAAGUUAGGGAUCUCGAAGACAUGAAAUUUGGAAAAAAUGAAAUUUCUCUAAAAAGAGAUGAUAACUGGAAGAAGAAAAGUAUAUUUUUUCAAUUGCCUUAUUGGAGUACCCUUUUGAUUCGUCACAAUCUUGAUGUCAUGCAUAUUGAAAAGAAUGUCCUAGACAACAUUCUUGGCACGUUGCUAGAUAUUGAAGGGAAAUCAAAAGAUACUUUAAAGGCUAGACACGAUCUGAAGCGUGUGAAAAUUAUGAAGCAUUUAUCUCCGAAAUUGAAAGAUGGAAAAUGGCAUAUUCCUCCUGCAUCUUACACUUUGUCUAAGGCUGAAAAGGAAAAGGUUUGUAAGGUCUUAGAGACUAUGAAGGUUCCAGAUGGGACACUAAAUUCAAAAGACUUGGAUGAUCUUGAAAGUGAAAUUGUUAUCACUCUAUGUGAGAUGGAAAGGAUUUUCCUUCCCUCUUUUUUUACUGUCAUGGUCCACUUGUGUGUUCACUUGGUUGAGGAAACAAAAAUUGGUGGACCCGUUCAAUAUCGUUGGAUGUAUCCAAUUGAAAGGCUUAUGCGCAAAUUUAAGUGCUAUGUUCGAAACAAAAGUAGGCCAGAAGGUUCUAUUGCUGAAGGCUACAUCAUUGAGGAAUGUAUGCUUUUUUGUUCAAAGUAUCUACAUGACAUAGAAACAAGAUUUACUCAACUUGAAAGGAACGCUGACGAAGAUAGUGACGAUUAUCAAGGUUUAUCAAUAUUUGCACCAUGUGGUACUCCUUUGGGGAAGGCCAAAUGUAGAUCUCUUUCAGAAGAAGAGUUGACUCAAGUCCAAGAAUAUGUAAUCAAAAACUGUGAAAAAGCUCAGGGAUACUUAAUGGAAUAUGAACAAGGGUCGUUUGACAAAAAUUUGAUAGAAUGGUUCCGUGAACGGGUCAUGGAUUUACCUCAGGAAGGUGAUGAUCAAGUGGUAAAAGAUUUACGAACAUUGGCUUUAGGUCCUUUGAAAGGUGUUCAAUGUUUCAAUGGAUGCCUUGGAAAUGGUUUUAGAUUUCAUACAAAGGAUACUGAAAGAAAGAGGGUUAACCAAAAUAGUGGUGUUAUGGUGAAAAGUAUUUUUGGGGCUAGGGAAGAUGACUAUUUUGGAAUCCUUACUGAAAUACUUGAGGUACAAUAUUUGGAUGGAAAACGUGUGAUUUUGUUUCGUUGCGAUUGGUGGGAUGUUCACAAGGUUGGUAGAGGAAUCAAGGUUGACAAACAUGGCUAUGUUAGUGUCAAUAGUCAACGUUUGUUACCUACUAAAGAACCUUUUGUGCUUAUGUCCCAAGCACAACAAGUUUUCUAUGUCAAUGAUGAACUUGAUCCCAAUUGGUUUAUUGUCGUGAAGACCCAACCAAGGCAUCACUACAAUGUUUCAGAAAAGGAAUUAAUUGAACCAGAUGAGGAUGCAGUACAACAAAAUCAAGCGGGGACCUCUCAUGUUACAUUUGUGUCACCAACAGAUGUGGAGGACAUUGAUGAUCACAUUGUUGGAAUAAGAAAUGAUAUUGGUGAUAUGAUGGUAGAUGCUACCGAGGAAAAUCACCCUAAAGAAUAUGAUGAGAAUGAAGGUGUUAUUUUUUAUGAUGACGAUGAUGAUCUCGAGGAUGAUAGUGAGAAUGACACUGAAAGUGAUGAGGAUAGUGAUGAUGAUAUUGAUUUAUCAUGA